CGCCAACCUCACAUUCGCCAUUGCCAACCUCCUCCUCCCUUCCCCCCAAUUCGAUCGAUCGCUCGCUUCGCAGCAGCAGCAGCAGAGCUGGCUAGCGACAAGGUACACGCGAACGGCGACGCCGCCGAUGCCGGCGGCGGCGGCGAGGAGGAGGUGGUGGUGAGCAGCAGCAAGGCGGUGGUGGAGGAGCUGUACCGCGCGCUGGAGCGCGGCGACGGGGACGCCGUGCGGCGGCUGCUGAACCCGGACGUGGACUGGUGGUUCCACGGGCCCCGCGCGCACCAGCAUCUGGUGCUCAUGCGCCUCCUCACCGGCGGCGGCGGCGGCGCGGCGGGGCUCCCGUUCAAGGUCCGCGGCGUGGACGCCUUCGGGGAGACGGUGCUGGCGGAGGGGACGGACGCCACGGGGAAGCUGUACUGGGUGCACGCGUGGACGGUCGGCCCCGGCGGCCGCGUCACCGGCGUCCGCGAGUACUGCAACACCGCGCUCGUCGUCACCAGGCUCGGCGGCGGCGGAGGCGGCAAGGGAGCCGAGGCGGCGGCGCCGUGCUCGAGGUCGCAGUCGGAGCAGUUGUGGCAGAGCAGGCUGCCUGACCGGGCUCGCAAGAACCUCCCUGCCCUCGUCCUCGCCAUCUGAUCACUCAUGGAAACGUGAUUAAAGUGAUAAUUAACUGCGUGGUUAAAAGCUUCGGCAUGUGAUUAAGUGAUUGGCAAAGGUUGUAUAAUUAACGACCAAAUGAGUCACCAAAAAAAAAACGACCAAAUGAGUCUAAUGAUAGUGUUGCACUGUUCCUCGA
Messenger RNA from Oryza sativa Japonica Group (Japanese rice), 796 nucleotides. Its product is annotated as senescence associated gene 20. The record is from RefSeq and is a predicted model, not a curated record. NCBI's taxonomy places the organism in Eukaryota, Viridiplantae, Streptophyta, Magnoliopsida, Poales, Poaceae.